AACACUGUCACUGCGCGUUCAUACGUUCACCAUGGCGAGGAAUGUUGUGUGUUGCCGGUCGUGGGGAACAAAACUUCUUCUUAACGGAAGAUCAUCGAAUAAUACUCGAACAUUGCUAUUUUCAUUAAGAAGAGGUAGUCACAGCGUUGCUGAAGUUUCAAGGACUGCCACAAUUUCUCCUGAAAGGGAUCACACCUCCACCAGUCCCGACAAAACAGUUAGUGGAUUGAGCUUCAACGACGGCAAAAACGCGUUCCGAUCGAAAACGACGUGGGAGAUUGUUCGGGCCUUGGCCAUAUUUAGACUGUGCACCUUCGAUAUUCUAGUGAAUAAGAACAAAGAGGUAAGGAAAAUCACAACCCAUACGCCUUAAGCUUGCUUAACCUCGUCCUGUUGAAGUACUGUCUAGACAAGACAUAUCUUAAUUCUUACGUAACCUUCAACUGUAGCAAAACUUUAGUAACGUCCAGAACUCGUUUGCGGCUUUUUAUCCGAAAGCUUUAUAACCAAAUAUUGUCGAUACGCGAGAUAUUUUGUGAGGUAAUCGCACAACACGAACUCUUUUUCAUCGUCUUGCUAAAUUCCUGAAACCGUGUUGUUUACAUGUUUUAUAAAUGGUAACUCCAACUGUCAUGUUGUUGUUGGAAACCUUCAUAUGUAUUCUGUUAUUUGAUUCCCGCUUAUCGUAAAAGAUAGACGAAAAAAAGAAAAACUACUCGUAACUCAUUAUAAUCACUGCAAAAUCUAACGCUGUUGGCGACUAAAUCUAUUGAGUCGACGACGAACCACUCUCGUAUCACAUGUCGAUCGCGAAGUUACGUAAAACAUCAAGAAAAUGGGAAACUUUAAACCAUUUUCAAUUUCUUGAAAUACGGUUAGCAGUAGGUGUAAAUGAAAUCUCUAAAAUUUUAUUUUCGCAGCACCGGUCUUGAAGUUAUUAAACUUUAAAAUUAUUCUGUUGCGCAAUUGAAAAUCCGAUAAUUAACAAAUGAGGUCAAGUAGAGGGCUUUAAGUGAAAUGAUCGUCGAAACAUGUUUUGUCAACUUAAAUUGUACUUUCCACCAUUGAAACGAAAGGCUUUCUACGUCGAAUGGAGAUAAAUUCUCAUCUUGAAACUAGAUGUCCAAAUGUAUUUCGUUCGAUUUCAAAAUAAACCUUUUUCAAGCCUAGAAAUACUUUUCAUCUAUAUCCUCGAGGCUGUUAGAUGCGAUAAUGCAUGUAGCAAUAUGUAUCGGCAUGUAAGUGUAUCAGAAUCAAUAAUUCAUAACAAGGUUUUGCCAGUUUCACAAUCUUGCAACGAUUCAGGCUGUGACUAGUUUCGUUACUCCUGUUGUAUCAGUGGAAUUUGGAACACGCAAGGCAAACGCCUGAACACCCCUCCAGUAAUAUGUUGAACUAGCCACUGUCAAAGAUAAACAUGUACAAUAUUAAAUACGCUGUGUUGCUUACGGGAAUAGGAACACAUUUUGAAUAUUCUACAUUUUAAGUAUCCUGAAAGUCUACUUAUUUGCCCAAAAUGAAGUAUUUUAGCAUUUGGCCUGACUGUUGACUACAUUGUAAAAUUAUUCACAUCCUUUGUUGCCCUCAUUCAAACCAGCUUGAAGCUGAACUGGGCUAGCCUACAUUAAUAUUGCUAAUAAACAAAUGAAUAAAUUUUAGCUUAAAUCAGAGCAAAUUUAUGUAACAGAGAAAUCUGUAUCAGGCAAACUCCUCUAUGAGGAAAAUCUUGUCUUGAGCAGCCAUCAAGAAGAGUCAUGUGGAUGCUCAUUUAGAUACUGAUUUCACUUUAAUAAACAAUUCGGGCUUUACUUUGUUAUUUCAAAAUUGCUGAGGUCUUGUACCUGAUGCAUAAAUAAAAUCUACCAUACACACUCAUCAUUCUGCAACAAUUUUCCUUGAGAAACUCUCUUGUAAAAUUACAUAAUUUUAAACUUUACUACUGUACAUGUUUCAAUUUUAGUUGCUUCAGUUUGGUCAAAAGAUUCUUGGAAAGAAUUUGUUCAGGAAGUUAAUGAAGGCCUCUUUUUAUGGUCAUUUUGUGGCUGGUGAAGAUCAAGAAGCAAUCAAGCCAGCAAUUUCUAAUUUGGAGAAGUUUGGAGUUGGUGCAAUUUUAGAUUAUUCCGUGGAAGAGGACUUGUCAGAAAAUGAAACCAAAAGUCACAUGGGACAAAAUACUGAAGAUUCUGUAGAUCCAUCAGACGAACACGACAAAUACAAACCCCAUGAAGAAUUUGCAGAUAGGAGGAAAGGAGUGUACAGUGCUCGGACAUAUUUUUAUGAAGGGGAAGAAGAGUGCGAAAAGAGAGUCGACGCAUUCUUGAAAUGCAUUGAUGCAGCAGGUAAGAUCGCUGUAUAAACUUAGUUGAAUUCUAAACAUGGAAUAGAUAGAAUUAGGAGCCCACAAUGGGCUCCUGAUAGAAUAGAAUAAGUAAACAUAUGUAUUAUUAUUUAAGGCAAUAAUAAGGUAUUUUGAAAUUAAUUUUUUUUUAUAUAUAUUACAGCAAGUUCUUCCAAGGAUGGCUUUGCUGCAAUCAAGGUUACAGCCUUAGGAAGGCCUCAGAUACUUGUGAGUAAGACAUCUUUUGAGAAUUAAGGCAGUGGUUCACACUACUGAUGCUAACACAAGCUCAAAAAUUCUAGAAUUAAUUAAAUCUUUUUUGACCAUGUGACCAUUUGAACUUGUGAAAAAAUUGAUAAAUAAUGUGAAUCCUUAAGAACACUCUCCCUCCAUUCAAAAUUGACCAGAAUAGCUAAUCACUCAUUUUGGUUGCCCAAAUUUAGUGGUUAUGAGGAUCAACAGUAUGCUUUCAAAACAAAAACAUUAAUCAGAUUACACCCUUAAAAUGAUUCAUUUCUGAAUACAAAGUAUGCUCCUUUUCUUACAGAUGCGAAUCUCAGAAAUUCUGAAUCGGACACAGUACUUCUUUGAUCAUCUGGCUUCAGAUUCUGUCUUGAUGGAUAAGAUUGGAAACAGUGUUGCCAGAGACAAGUUCUUUGAAGGCCUGAAAACACUUGGGGUAAUUGAUGCUGUCUUUUGAAUGGUUCACUUUGCAUAGUUGAGCAGUUCUAGGCAAUUUCAAGUAGAGUGAUAUUAUAAUAGGUGUGAAUUAAUUGACUGUAUGAUCGUUUCUUUUUUCACUGUCAGGUUGAGAUGAAUCCAGAAGAAGCAAACAGAAUAUUUGACUUAAUUGACACCAACAAGUCAGGGUAAAGUAAAGUUAUGAACAAUAACUACAAUUUGUUGAUUCUAAAAUGAGCAUAAGAUAAUGUGAAUUUUAGCUAACUUUUCUCUUUCAAGUUAUGAAAAUUUGGCAGACUAUUGGCUAACAACCUGUGUUGUUAUGAUUAAUUCUAAAUUGAAGGCUGAUGGCAUGAAAAGCUAUUUGCAAUCCAUUCGAUAGUAUUCCUUUUUUUUUAACUUGUAGAAAGCUGUUUUCUGAUGGAAUCAGAGUACUACCCCUGCCUAGCCCUUUACACCAAAUCUCCUUUUAUUAAUACUCCUCAGCCUGUCUUCUUUCAAGUGUACUCCCCAAAAUUAACAAAAAGGGCAAUUUUAAAUGUGACACUAAAUUACAGCUGCUGUAUUCACUUACCAUAAUCUUGACUUAAUUUAUUACAAUGAAUUAUGCUGGUUAUCCUUAAAAGCUUUGUAUUUUCCAUUUCUAGUGAUAUUGAUGUCAUAGAAUGGCAUGAAUUCUUAACCCCGCAGCUGAAACUUUCUCAGUUAUUCAGGGCAAAGCCACAGGGUGAUGUAAGUUCUCAAAUAUUCUUCUCAUUUUGAAAGAAAGUAAAAUCUUGUUCACCUUGAUGGUUAUCUGUUGCAAGGAGUUUCAGUUUUAAAUAAUGAAUUUGUAUACACAAAAUAUUUGAAAUACUUCUUAAAAAAUGACAGCAUGAUAGACUGCAAUAAAUUUUCAUUCUGUAAUUGGUUGUUAGGAUUCAUAGUAAUUUUCUUUUUUUCACAGGAGAAGUCAGGAAGGCCAAUAAUUUCAGCUCUGACAGACGAAGAACUUAUUCAAAUGGAAAAUAUGGCAAACAGACUAACAACUCUUGCUGAGGUGCACACUGUCUUCUUGUUAGCCCUUAACCCUUCAACACCCAUAGGGGAUUAACAUGUAGCUUCUCCCUAUAAUAUCUUUACAUUGUCUAGCCAACAGGUAACUAGAAUACUCAAACAAAUCAGGUCGAAUUUGUCAUGAUUAACAAGGAAAUGUUUAGCAGUCAAGGAGGGGGGGGGGGAGAAUUAACAAUCAGAUCUCAGGAUUAUAGGGUAAAUCCUAGAAAAGACAUACCACACCUACAAGAACACUUUUUAGUCUUCCACUUGGCAAAAAAUACUACUAGACUUGAAUGCACUGCUGGUAGCAGUGAAUAUUUUGUAAGGAGCAUUCAUUAAUAAAAAUUAUUUCCAAUAAAAGGAAAAAAAGACAGUUUUAUUUUUAAGUUAGUGAGGAAGACACUACAAGUGUUCCCCCACUUGAGAUUACAGUAUACUACAAACUGAUGAGGAAAUUUAGGGGAAAAAGAUUAUUGUUGGAAAAAGCUGCAGGCAAAUUAGAGUAGAGCUUAUUGUGAGCUUAAGAAACUUUGCACUUCCACCUGCCAAGAAGAUUCCUCAAACAAAAACAUGAUUUUUGUGCGAACAUUUUUGUAAUUAUUAGCAUGCUUCAAAAACUGGUGUGAGGCUUAUGGUUGAUGCUGAGCAAACCUACUUUCAACCUGCCAUAAGACAUCUCACUUUAGACUUGAUGAGGAAGUUUAACAAGGAAACACCACUUGUGCUGAACACAUACCAGUGUUAUUUAAAGGUGAGUGUUUGUCUACAAGUUUUCACCUUCAUGGAAGUCUUCAAGUUGAUAUUUCCUCAGUAGUUGUACAGUUUGGAAGGGUAGACUUCUUUCUGGUGUUCUUUGAGGGGUAGCAUGGCAAUUGUAAUGCACUGGUCCUUUUUUACUGUACUAAUACAAAUGAAGAGGCCUUGGCUGUAGUACUAUUGAGUUGAUGUCACUAUUGUAACAACCAAGUCAAGAGGUCAAGAACUGACAUUAGGCUGCAGAAGGCUUUAUGAUUUAAUUAUACAAAAGUAAUGUACCCCAAAAAACCCACAAAGGGAAGCUAUACACUACAUAUUACUACAGCUCACUUGGUAUGAAAAAAUUGCUCAAAUAUAAUAUCAAAUAGUUGUGCUAUCUUGUAUAUCCAAGGACACCUACACAAAGAUACAAACAGACAUGGAAUUGGCAAGACGGGAAGGAUACAUGUUUGGUGCCAAGCUUGUGCGAGGUGCUUACAUGGAGCAAGAGCGCCUUAGGGCCAGCACAAUAGGCUACCCUGACCCAAUCCACCCAAGCUACAAGGCAACCAGCAAAUGUUUUGAUGAAGUUUUGAAUGCUGUGUUAGAGGAAACCAAAAGAGGAAAUGCUAAUGUUCUUGUGGCAACUCACAAUGAGAAUUCCAUCAAGGUGGCCAUCAACAGGUAAUUUUCAGUUUACUGCCACCUUAAAGAUUACAAACCACCAUCUGCAUAGCUUACAAUCAAGGAUUUAGGUUCACCUUUCAAACCCUUUUCUGGGAACAGGCACUAAUAUUACACCAUUGCCAGCCGCUUGUGGAAAAAGAUAUUGAAAUCCUUGGCUCAUGGUAUAAAUCUUGCCUUUCUGUACAGCAAAUUGCACAGUAAGAUUUUUAAAAUAAAGCACCAAUUUAUUUAUAACUCAUUUAAGCUUGAAUUGACCUUGCUUUUGAUGUCCUUAAGUGCACAAUGUGAAAUCGCUCUGCCAUACAACAUUUUGCACACUGUGAUUGUACACUGCUGAGGGGCUAUAGCAAAGGGGAUACUAUUUUUUCUUCAAGAUCACAGAGAGUUUUAACAAUUUUUUUUUUAUCUUCUCAUAGGAUGCAUGAAUUGGGAAUUUCACCUCAGGAAAGGAAAGUCUUCUUUGGACAGCUCUUUGGAAUGUCUGAUGCAAUUUCAUUUACAUUAGGUAUGAGGGUUGUACAGUUACAUAUCUGCAUUUCAAGAUAUAGUUGCUUGAAGUAUUGAUUUACAUGGCUUUUGCAAUCACACAUUACCAGCACAGGGAAGGAGUAUUGCGGCCCAAUGAAGCAUAGCAGGGUACAAGAGGCUCACAUUUGGAAAGCUCAGUUAAAUGAAGUAAAAUACGAGGUCUAAGAUUCAUUAAACUGUGCUUUUCAGUGAGAUGCAAAGAGUCGUGGUGAAGGUUAAGUUCAUUUAAAAUUUGCUUUACACUGUUGUCAAUCAUAUUACAGACCUCUUCGGAAACAUGUACGUUAUCUAGUAGAUCCCAAAGGUCAUGUUCUGAAUUGCAAAUUUGAAAAUUUCAAUCCAGAUUAUUUGUAACUUGUAGGGUCCAUUAAAAUAUGGUGCUAGAUGGCUUGGCUUGGCUCGGCUCAGAGCCUCAAAGCUUGCAAGUAAUACUGCACAGUUCAGUAAACAUCUAAAACAAAAGUCUAAGACAAACCAGAAUAAUCACAGUAUGUAUAAAGGCAUACUCCCCAACCUUCAUAGUUCACUUCAGUGAUUCACAGGAAUUGCCUUCAACCACUGAACUAAGAUUUUUCUCAUCUUUGAUUCAGGUAAUGAAGGGUAUGCUGUGUACAAGUAUGUGCCAUUUGGGCCUGUGGAAGAUGUUCUGCCAUACCUCUCGCGAAGGGCCAUGGAAAAUAAAGGCCUCUUAAAGGGGGUGCUCAAAGAGAGAGGCCUUCUCUGGGGGGAGCUUAAAAGGAGGUUCCAAGAGGGAGAGCUGACAUACAACCCAGCAUUGUGAGAUGAUAUUGGUUCUUCAAAAAGAAGCCACAGCUCCAGAAAGCAGACCUUGCUUUCAACAGUUUUUCAAACUAGAGUUCCUUUGACCAUACUAAUUAAAAUUCAUACUAAGAACAACCAUAAUAAUAGGAAUAUAAUUUGAUUACAGUCACAAUUGUUUGUAUAUAAAUAUAAUUACACAUAAUUUUUAAAAAAUUAAGGAAUUCAAGACGGAACAAUCUUUAGAUGCCAUAUGCAAGACUUGUUUUGCUCAUUUGCCCAAAUUUGAAACACCUUUUGCAGUCCACAUUUGUUGGAAUUCAAAAUUUGGCAAACACUUACUGUGCUUGCUGGGAUUUUCUAUCCAUUAUUGACAAGAUGUGGCUUUAAGUGUAGCUUAGUGAAAUAACCUUAAGGUUCUAACAAUGAUCUGGACCUGAUACCUCGUUCAGUAUCAGUUUAAUUAAGGAAACUGUACAUCAGUCGAGUUGUUGUAUGUAUAUUCAUUCCAUACACAAGAAAUGCAAUAAGUACUUUACUCCAUGUUUGCUGCUGAGGGUAAAAACAGUCAUUAAGUUUUGAUGUAGAGUAAAAUAAUACUACAAAUUUUACAUCCUAGGACAGAUUAUGUUCAUACUUUUUCAGCAAUGGAAAGUAAGAUUUGCAGUUUAAUUAAUACAGUAAUGAGGCAAAUUUUUUUGCAAAAUUUUUUAAGGUAUUGACAUAGUAAAUAAGAAGCUUACAGAAAUAUUUGUUCAUGAAAAAGGUGCUUGAGGGCAAAGGGCAGUAAUUAGUAAAUUUAUCAGUACCACUGGGUUUUUUGUUCAUCCAGACAAUAUAGUCUGAAGGAAAUUGUGUUAGCAAGUAUUUCUUUAUGGAAUACCUUAUUGAUUUUUGAGUUUAUUUAUUCCUGAGGAUUUGUAAAUAUGUCACAGUCAACUGUUGAGAAUAUAAAUUUGAACAAUAGCACAGAAUGGAUGAUAUAACACUAAAAGUUGAAAUCAAUGGGGCGAGAUUCUAAAUACAUGCGUUAAGUGGGGGUGGGGUAUACUUUCCUCUUGUGUCACUUGGGACAUUGCUUAAUGUUUAGGAUUUUAAUGUUUAAAAUCAUCUUUGCAAAUAUUGUACAGAACAAGAGGAAUGUUUUAAUUCUGGAAUGAUGUAAUUAGUGGUACUCUGAAAUUCAAUGAAAAAUAUUACAUGCAUAAUUCUACUAUAGAAAAUUAGAUUCUGCUGUUUUCCAAUUAUUUUUAAUAUUGAGUAUGCUGGUAUCUGGAAAAUGAUUGGGGUAUUUUCAGGUGUAGGUAACUAAAGAAGAAUCCAGUCUAGGGAAAACGCAAAUAAAUAUGUAGAAAUUAGCAUUGGCUCUUCAUCCAUAGCUUAAGGGCACACUUGUCCUCUAGUUAGGAAUGGUGAAUGGUAACUUGAAAAAUUUGGGGUGAUAAAAAUUUCUAGUCAGAUAUUGAAAUUCUCUAAACCUUUAAGUUGAGUUGCAAAGUGAUGUAUUUCUUUCAAAGUUUUUAGAGUCUGGGAUUUGCUAUUCCACCAGGGUGUGGAUGUAGAGUAGCUCAGAGUGAUGGUUGUGAGGAUUGCAAUUUGUGUAUGAUUAUUUUCAUUUUUCUUUUUAAAACAUUGCAAUGUAGAAGUCAAGUUAUAUAAGGGAAUGAAAAAGGGAGCAUAUUGACAUUAAUCUGUUCGUAAGGAUUGUAAUAUUGAAAUGUCUGGGUUUUGGACUUUGGAACAGAGGUUUUGAAGUCUUGUGAGUCUUGGAUUUUAUCAUAUAUAAACCCCGUUUUGUAAUAGAUGGUAAUGUCUUUGUCUGAGUUAUUGAUCCCAACACUAAUCUCCCAUUUUUAAGAUGUCUUUGCCUGCAAAUCAGAGCCAGGCCAAGGUGCAUGUCCAUUCAUGUGAAAAUCAGUCCAAUUUGGGUGUCAGUUAAAUAGGUAAAUGAUGUAACAAAGACCUACUGAGAUAAUCAAAAUAAAGGCACAUGAGAAAUGGACUAGUCAAAUAUUAGAUAAAUUAAUUACACUUAGAAUAAACAUUUUCAAUAGGGGUAAAAUAUGGUAUGUGUACUGAAAUGUUGUAAAUAAUUGGUGUCCUCAAUGAAUGAUCGAAUAAAAACAAGGUGUUUACACUUCCACCAGAUUGUUAACUCAUCUAAUAUAGAGUCUUGGUUAAGAAGCAGAGGGGGGGCACUUGUAAGCCAUAAUAAAACUAUUUGAAGAGAUGUGUUCCACACAACAUGAUGAA
Pocillopora meandrina is the source of this 9019-nucleotide messenger RNA. NCBI's taxonomy places the organism in Eukaryota, Metazoa, Cnidaria, Anthozoa, Scleractinia, Pocilloporidae. The record is from the annotation of a GenBank genome assembly.